Messenger RNA from Erinaceus europaeus (western European hedgehog), 2376 nucleotides. RefSeq names its product PDZ and LIM domain 5 (gene PDLIM5). The record is from RefSeq and is a predicted model, not a curated record. Gene Ontology annotation, cellular component: Z disc; stress fiber; filamentous actin. Gene Ontology annotation, molecular function: muscle alpha-actinin binding; actin binding. The transcript is spliced from 12 exons. Bases 1 to 1437 code for a protein of 478 amino acids. Lineage: Eukaryota; Metazoa; Chordata; Mammalia; Eulipotyphla; Erinaceidae. Gene Ontology annotation, biological process: actin cytoskeleton organization; heart development; muscle structure development.
AUGCGGAAUCACAGUUCUCGAAGUGUUUACAAUAUAGGUGGGGUGCAGCAACAUGUAGAGAGGCCUUUGGAAACUGUUGUAGCAUCUGCUGCAUCCAAGCCUGAGCCUGUUCCUGUCCAAAAGGGGGAACCUAACGAAGUAGUUAAGCCCGUGCCCAUCCCAUCUCCUGCUGGGUCCAAACUCACUUCGGCGGCCCACCCGGCCUACAACAAGGCCCCGCGGCCCUUCGGCUCUGUGUCAGCGCCCAAGGCCGCGUCCAUCCCUUCGCCCGUGUCCGCCUUCGCCCCUGCGCUGGCCAGCCCGCCCCCCGCUCAGCCUGCAGCCUCCAUCACCCCGGAGCCAGCCCAGGGCCUCAGCAGCGCACCCCAGGGUGAUGGCACCCAGCACAAUGGGAAAAUCCCUCCUAAACGUCCACCGAGGAAACACAUUGUGGAUCGCAACACGGAGUUCUACCAUGUCCCCACACACAGUGAUGCUAGCAAGAAGAGGCUGAUGGAGGACACCGAGGACUGGCGCCCACGCACUGGGACCACCCAGUCUCGAUCCUUCCGCAUCCUUGCUCAGAUCACUGGCACUGAGCAUCUGAAGGAAUCUGAAACUGAGAAUCCAAAGAAGGCAAACUCGCAGACUCAGGAGCCUCCCCUGCAGUGCCAGCCAGAGCCCAGCAGCCCUGCCCAGCCCGCCGCCUCCACCUUCCAGCCCGUGAGCGCAGGUGCAGCCCAGGCCCCCAGCUGGCAGCGGUCGGGCCCAGCAGCCCCUUACACUGGGAGAAUCUCCAACAGCACCGCAUCCUCGGAAGCUGCGAGCUCAGCACCCCUAGGGGCCGCCCCGCCGCCCAACAGCGAGCAGGACACGCUGGUGCAGCGAGCAGAGCACAUCCCGGCGGGGAAGCGCACGCCCAUGUGCGCCCACUGCAACCAGGUCAUCAGGGGACCGUUCCUGGUGGCCUUGGGCAAGUCUUGGCACCCAGAAGAGUUUAACUGUGCUCACUGUAAAAACACCAUGGCUUACAUUGGCUUCGUGGAAGAGAGGGGAGCCCUGUACUGUGAGCUGUGCUAUGAGAAAUUCUUUGCCCCAGAGUGUGGCCGGUGCCACAGGAAGAUCCUCGGGGAAGUCAUCAAUGCCUUGAAACAGACAUGGCACGUCUCCUGCUUUACUUGUGUGGCCUGUGAAAAACCCAUUCGUAAUAAUGUCUUUCACCUGGAGGACGGUGAGCCCUACUGUGAGACAGACUACUAUGCUCUCUUUGGUACCAUCUGCCGUGGUUGUGACUUCCCCAUUGAGGCUGGGGACCUGUUUCUGGAGGCGCUGGGCUUCACCUGGCAUGACACCUGCUUUGUGUGCUCGGUGUGCUGUGUCAGCUUGGAAGGUCAGACCUUUUUCUCCAAGAAGGACAAGCCCCUGUGCAAGAAGCAUGCUCACUCUGUGGUUUUCUGAAAGCCAGUUGUUCAAGGGAAAGAGAUGCAAUUGGAAGAACGAGGAGAGUAAAGAUUGCCAACUAUUUGUUACAUUGAAUAUUUAUACAGAUUUUGGAAAAUAAUAGUGACCCUGAAUGGGGUAAAUUCCAGCUUUUAUACCCAUGUCUAUGAGGAAAUACUUAGCUUCAGAAUGAGACAGUUUGACAUUUAUUAUGACUUUUUCCUGUAUUUUUUUCUUUUGCCUGUAAAAUAACUUUUAUAAAAACCAAUUUCCUGGUUGACUAUUAAAUUUAGCUAAGUGUAAAUUAGUGAGGGGUUAAAUUUUAGAAUAAAUAAUCAAACCUUAAUGCUGAAAUAAUUAUACUUUGUAGGCCAUUAGAACUAAAUCUGUGAGUGGUCCGGGAGGUGGCACAGUGGAUAAAGCAUUGGAUCCUCAACCAUGAGGUCCUGAGUUCAGUCCCAGGCAGCACAUGUACCAGAGUGAUGUCUGGUUCUUUCCUAUCUCUCUCAUGAAUAAAUAAAUAAAUUCUUAAAAAAAAAAAAGAACUGAAUCUGUGAAAGGCAAUUAAAGUGCCUUCCUUACACCUUAUCAGUAAGUGGAGCCUUGUAUGUUUUUAAAAUAGUUUUUAUCUUGAAAAUGGUAAAUAGAAAUCUAAACAGAGAAUUUUUAUCAAUAACUGAUGUCUGUUUUUAGUAAUUAUAUGUACAUUUUCUGUCUUACAAAUAGUUGUUACAAUAGGAAUUUUGUGAUCAGUAUAUGUCAUACCAGUAAGAGAUAAUAGUAUAUCUUGCUCUCAUCACCCUCCCAAAGCUGGAAAAAAAAAAAAAAAAAAAAAAACAAGUUUUACCUUUUAUUAAAAUAUGGCCAUUUCCAUUCACUGAGUAUGUUUCGUUGCCUGUAUUCAACUGCAUUCUCCAUCCACCCACCCCCCCCAAGAUAAAGAGCUAGUUGUCUGAA